CCUUUCCUUAACAAACAUUCAAAGAGACAGAGAAAGGUUGGUUGGUUAGUUAAUCAAUGGGUCGAAAGAGUGCCAAGAAAAUGGUGGUUAAAUCCACAAAGAAAGUCGUAGAAGAAAGUGUUCAAGUUUCAGUUAUAACCAGCAACAAAAGAUUAACACGUAGAAACAAAGAUGCUCAAACAGAAGACGAAGAAAAAGAGCAACAAGUAACAAGAGUCAUUCCCGUUCUUGAAGCUCAUGAAGAAAAAGGAGACGGUUCAACUUCAAGCACAACAACAAUCACAACUGAAAACAAAAACACCGACCAGCAAAACACACCAAAAGAGGAAGAACAACAAAACAGAAACAUUAAUAUCAAGAACAAGACAAAAAAAGUGAACAACAGUAACAAUGGUAAGAAGAAGAGGAAGAAGAGUGUGGAAGGGUAUCAAAGGUAUGUGUACAAGGUGUUAAAGCAAGUGCAUCCUGAAAUGGGGGUUUCGUCGAAAUGCAUGGUGAUUUUGAACAAUUUUAUGAAUGAUAUGUUUGAGAGACUAGCUUGUGAGGCUAGUAGGUUGAAGGAUUAUACUGGAAACAUGACAUUGUCGUCGAGGGAGAUUCAAGGAGCGGUUAAGCUCGUUUUGCCUGGUGAGCUUGGGAAACAUGCUGUUGCUGAAGGGAUUAAAGCUGUGAACAACUAUACGGCUUAUGAAUGAAUGUGCAUGAUGUUUAAGCCUUUAGGAAAAUGAUUAUGAUUAUGUAUAAUUAAUUAAGUUUAGUAAGUAAUGUUAUUAUGUAUGUUUAGUGUGGAUUUAGGUGUUUAGUAUUUUGGUUGCAUGUUGUAUUGUAUGUACAAUGUACUGCAUGUUCUUGUUAGAGAUGUACUAGAUUACUAGUUUAUGUGUGCAAGUUAGUUUUUGAAUAAA
Messenger RNA from Vicia villosa (hairy vetch), 905 nucleotides. RefSeq lists its product as uncharacterized. The record is from RefSeq and is a predicted model, not a curated record. Gene Ontology annotation, cellular component: nucleosome. Gene Ontology annotation, biological process: nucleosome assembly. Lineage: Eukaryota; Viridiplantae; Streptophyta; Magnoliopsida; Fabales; Fabaceae. The coding region runs from base 57 to 695 and encodes 212 amino acids. The transcript has a single exon. Gene Ontology annotation, molecular function: structural constituent of chromatin; protein heterodimerization activity; DNA binding.